This is a messenger RNA of Synchiropus splendidus (mandarinfish), 7324 nucleotides long. RefSeq names its product RNA binding motif protein 14b (gene rbm14b). The record is from RefSeq and is a predicted model, not a curated record. Gene Ontology annotation, cellular component: cytosol. NCBI's taxonomy places the organism in Eukaryota, Metazoa, Chordata, Actinopteri, Syngnathiformes, Callionymidae. Bases 120 to 1823 code for a protein of 567 amino acids. Gene Ontology annotation, molecular function: zinc ion binding; mRNA binding. The transcript has 4 exons.
GGGCGCGCGCGCGCGCGUGUCAGCAUCCUCCCCCCUCCCUCCGCCGUCUCCAGCAGUAUGCCCGUCAUUCUAAGCGGAAGCAGGCGCUACCAUUUUGAAACACAGCACAGUCUGGCGCCAUGAACAAAGGUAACACCGUAAAGCUCUUUGUGGGCAACUUGGCGCUGGACACCACCCAGGAGGAGCUGUCUGCCAUCUUCGAACCGUAUGGCCAAGUGGUCAGCUGCAGUGUGCUGCGGCAGUUCGCUUUCGUUCAUCUGCAGGGUGAGGGUGCAGCCGAGCACGCCAUCAGGGAACUCAAUGGACGGGAGUUUCGUGGGCGGAAUCUCGUCGUGGAGGAAUCUAGGGGUCGUCCUUUGCACUCAACAAAAGUGUUCGUGGGCAAUCUAAGUGGAAUGUGCACAACUGAAGACCUCCAGCAGCUUUUUCAGACAUUUGGGAAAGUGCUGGAAUGUGACAAAGUGAAAGGUUAUGCCUUUGUGCACAUGGAGAACAAAGAGGAUGCACUCCAAGCCAUUGAGGCCCUUCAUGGAACUUCCUUUAAAGGGCGCCCCCUGUCUGUGGAGCUUUCCAAGGUCCAGCCGAGCAAACAGACGCCUACAGGAAAAAUCCCCUGCGUAAACUGCGGAAAGCAAGGCCACUAUGCGGGAGAAUGUCCUGUUGGGAAGCCUUCGCUGGAGCAGUACCAGAGUCAAGCUGCUGUGCUGGCAGCUGCUGCGGCAGCAGCUGCUGGUCUGCCAUUACAAGUCCAACAAAGUGUCCACAACUCAGUCUACAACACGUCUACGUUUGACCCCACGUAUGCAGCCCUCACUGGCAUCACCACAGGCACACGCACAGAUGGAAACCCAGUGAAUCCCGCUGUAUAUGGUGCUCUCGCCAGCCAGGUGUAUGGUGCUAAUGUAACCAAUCAGCUCUAUGGAUCUGUGGCUAAUCAGGCAGCUCUUACAACUGGGGCAACACAAGUAUACGGCUCAAUGACUCACAACAUCUAUGGCCAGGUCACUGCAAAUCCAGUGGCGGCUGCUGCAGCCGCUGCCGCCGCUGCCUACACGACCCCAGUUUAUACCCCGACAAUGGCAAACCCCGUCUAUCUGACUGCUGCUCCUGGGUUAGACAUGCAGACUGCAGCGGCCGCUGUCAACCCCACCUAUUCUAUGGCUCCAGCGAUUUAUGGUGCAGCCACCCCAGCCUAUGCUCACAUAAGUGCCAUGGGUACCUCAGACCCCACCACAGCCCUCUUUGAGGCAGCCAGACAGGCCCAUUACUUUGCUCAAGGCCAGAAGGUGGUGGCAGAGCAGCAUUCGGUUGCCGUUGCAACAGCGGCAGCUGUGGCAAAGUCCGGGGAAAGAGAUCGCAGCCCGCUUCGGAGAGCCACUCCUCUUCUACCAGAUCCGGUAAUGAAGCCAUUUAUUUACAAGAGAGCCAAGCCCCGACGCCCACUGCUGCCAACGCCAGCUGGCAGAGCUGCAGAGGAAGCUGUGGAGGUUGCAGAGGACCCUAUGGCCAGGUACUAUGCGGAGUAUUAUCAGCAGCUGCAGCAGUACCCUCAGUUCCAGUAUGCCUACCCAUCUCCCGGUGCAGUGGCCACCCUCCCAGGCAUGCCUGGAGUACAAGCCGUCCCUGCUGUACCUGCUAUGACUGCACAACCGGUUGCCACACUGGACGCCCUCAGGCCUGUGGUUCCCGCCGCGGCUGCCGUAGCAGCCGCCAUGGCUGUGCCCAGGGUGUAUGAGCCGCCGUUGCCGCCGCCCACACGCAAGGAGGCCAUCCUCCGCCGCCCCGAACUCUCCCUUCACACGCCUGAGCCCCCCUUCCGAUAGUCGCACACAACUUUUCGCCUUCCCUCUCUGCCCUAAACCCCAUCCCUGAGCCUCUUGCACCCCCUAAAUCGUCCACUCUCCAGCAGCUGUAUGUGUGUGUGGAUGUGAAUGUGAUGGGUGGGGUUAUGACGCUAGCGAUUUGCUAUUAACCUGCUUUACAUGGGAUCUGCUAACCUUGUUUCUGUUGGCGAACACACUGCAGGUGUUAAGGGAGGCAGUCAUCUGUUGUACGGGCAUUCCUGAGCUCUUCAGUUUUUCUUUUUCUCGUGCCAGUAUCACGCCUUGUGCCAGUAUCCGACUGACUCAGUCAGCCAUUUCAUAUGCCUUUAUUUCUGCAGCCCAGUUAUUGUUUUCAAGGCCAAACCAACACGAAUGCCAUUGGUACUCCUGGGUGAUGCAUUAGGGCAGCUAUUUCCAAACCCUUUGCCUUAUGUUCUAGAGUUUAUAAUAGAAUCAGAUGAGAUAAACGUGUCAUUGAGAGGCUGCGUUGUGUCCAACAGAAUCAAUGUUGAUGCGUUCGAUGGACGUUCGAUGAAUGUGGCGUGGAUGUUCUGGACGAGUGAAAAGAGAGACGUGCAGGCUCCUGACCUUGCAGCGCACAAACACAGCAGCUAAGACUGCACCUUGCAGAAAACCCACAAAGCACACAUACACUAUAUUGUAAUGGAUGUCCUCCGAUGAUCUUGUUUCCUCUCCCAGCCUUUACUUUGUUCGACAACUCUGAAAGACACUGCUUCACCUCCCUGACCUCUUUACAGCCGCCUACCUCUGACAGUACAUUUCAGUGUAGAAAGUAUUCUAUUCCCUCUCUCCAUUCCUUAAAGGUAUAUGGAUGGCAUCUUUAGUGCGGCCAGGCCAGUUUACUUUGAUUAUCCUGUCUUUUAAAAAAAAAGACAGUGUUUUGUCUUGUUUACGUGGUUGUACAAAUGAAACUGAGGUGCAAUAAUUGUACAAGUGUGACUUUUCUAUAAGUGUUUACAAAGAAUGUGCCUAUAAGCUUUUGAGUGAAGUGCAUUACAUAGAAGGAUUUGUUUUUUUGGUGGCUUAAGGACACUUUUAAUCACUAAGUAUGUAGAACGAGACCCUUGGCGCUUUUUAUCCGUACAGCGACAAGGGACGAGGCUUCCAUGAUGACAUUUGAAGGAGUUUUAUUUCACAGGGUCUUUGUAAAGUCACAAAUUUCGUCUCGCAGCCUUGUUUUAGCUGAAGAUUUUCUGUAUUAAAAGACUGUGAUAGCACCGUUGCAGUGAGAAGUGUGGCAGUGUCUUUCAGUUGCCCGGUCACUGUUUCCCCCUCCACCCUCAUACCAGAUGUGCUAUGGAUUGUAAUUGCAAAAAUAUGAUUAUUUUAAAGCAGCACUGCUGAGUUCCAUCCUUAAACUGGAUAGCUACUGUAUGCGGAUCGUUCUCCGGGAGUUAAACAGCAGUGCAUUAUUUUAUCGCACAAUUCCUGCACACAACCUCAACUCUUGGGCAAGCAUAACAUUGUAAUGAAAUCUGUUAACCUAUUAAUGCUAAAAGAGAGCGAGGGGUUUAAACAUGCACUACAUUUAACAGUAUGACAGUUCCCAAUUUUGUUUAGCCAACCAAAGGUCGAUGAAAGGGUGAAUAUGGCCACACGUGGGUUCAAUACCAACAGAUAUCAACCCGUCUUGGAAACUUUAGCCUUAACAGUUUUACGUUUCUGCCAGUUGAGUAUUUUGAAGGAUUGACUUUUCAUUUUGAUCUCCACUUUAUUUCACAGCUGCCAAAAAAUGUAUUUUAUUACUCUACCUCCUUUACUGUGUUUACAUCACCCAAGGUUAUUUGUUUUAUGGGGCCGGCCCAGGCUGGAUGUUUGGUUUGUCAGCGAUCCCUCCAGUGCUGCUCAAUCUGACUGUUAUAUCUGAUCACCGGGGGUCGAAUUCCCUCCGAUCAGUACAACAAGCAGAUUUGACUUAAAAAAAAAUUAUAUGUUUUGCAAGUACUAUCUGACAGCUGCCUGAUGCACACACAGACCUCCCCUUUGAUAAAAACCUGACUGCCUUGCUGUGUCCCCCGCCCCGUCUCCUCUCCCCCUGUGGUUCUAGUGGUAAAGUGCAUCUCAGUGUAAUAUCUCUGUGUCAUAUAUAAACACGUACAAGAUGCAUCCUUUGUAGAAGUAUCCGGUUUGCAGAUUGUCUCGUUCAACAUGUUUGAGACCAUAUUUUUAGAGACGUCGUUCAUUUUUUAGGUAAAUUAAAAAAAAACAAAAAUAGAAAAACCAGCAUGCUUUUUAUUGAGACAAUGUACACUAUAAGCUUUAUCAUAAUAAAGAAUGUUUGGCUGACUACUGUGGUAAAAGCAAGCUAAGGGUUUGGACAUUUCCUAUUCUUGUUUAUGUUUCUUCACUAUCUGUUUUUCUUCCACUAUCUAUAAAAUGGCCACCAGACCCUUUGACUGGGGAUCCAGGGGGAAACAAGUGUAGAUGCUGCCCCAGCUUUGCUCUCUUUGGUCAGGGUAAGUGCGGGUUGGUGCUCUCUUCUCUCUCUCUCUCCAGCUUCUUAAACAGACUUAAAGUUCCACUUUUAUUUGGUGGUAUUUGCCUCUUUCCCCAAAUGGAUUUCCAUAUAAAUUCUGCCAAUAAAGGUUCGGGCAAAAACCUUUGCAGUCCUUAUCCUGGAGUUGGAGAGAGUCACAGAUAGAAUGGCCUGGUGCAUUUUGAUCUGUGGAGCAGUCCUGUCUCUGAGCUUGAUGGGUGUGCGUCUGGUCUAGUCUCUUCCCGCUGCACCGACUUCUCCCCCAUCCGUGUGUCUCUGUGUUCAACUCUCGGACCUGCAUGUGUUGUAGUUUGUAAAUAUUGACCAGCGCCGGCGACGGUCCAGCUUCUGAACUAACUAUCUCAACUGAAUUAGGUCACCUGGAGCGGUGUGAUUAUGGCGACGUGAGCCAUGCGGAUGACUUUUAGCACGACGCCACCGAAGUGGAAACUUGUACUGUCUCGCUGCACCACCAAGGUAAAUGAAAAUCAAAGCAAAUCCCGAAACACUGCCCUCUCCUCCUCCCACCUGCCGUCCGUCUUUUGUGCCUUGCCCAAACACUUCUCCUCCGCCAUCACCCUUCCUUCCCUCCCCACUCUGUAACUCCUACUUCCACUGCAGUAGCAGUGCUCCACCAUGGGCUUCUCGAUGAGGGUAGCGCACGGGGCUGUGCUGGGUUGUCCCAUUCGCAAGGCCCCUUGUGUCCUGCUGGUGUCAAUGUGCGUGUGUUUAGUGUGAGCUUUGAAACAGGCGUGUGAAGACAGUGUAAGUGUUUUGGACUGCGAUCAAUUAACCGUGAAAGCUCCCACGCUCGGCCUGCUAGUCAACUCCUCUCCACCGCCGUCUUCGCCGCCCUCCCUACCCUCUAUUCCUCUCCUUCUUGUCAUCCCUGCCCUGUCGUCCCUAUGCUCCACUUUGCCAUUUACACACAAUGCGUACUCCGCCGACACCGUCGUUGCCACAUUGGAUAUGUGAGCUGAGAUAUCCCAGAAUCACUCACCUGUCCCAACCCCCCCUUCGUCUGUGUUGCCGCUGAGGCCUUGGUGUGCUAGACCCGUGUGUGGUGGCCGUCCACCUCAGCAUCCUGACUGAGAUGUUCUGGUUUGUUCUGGGAUCCUGUUGUCUUGUGUGCAGCCAGUCUUGGGUUGUGUAGAAUUUUCUCACGCGUAGAAUCUAAAUUAUGCGCUCCCUCUGGACUGGUUUUUCUGUUUGGGCAGCUGAAGCUCCUAUCUUGGGAUCAGAAUGGUUCCUGUCGUUUGACAAGCACACGUUCUUACCUGAAGUCACAUAUAAUUACAGUCAUGUGACUCGGCUAUUUGCUUCAAAGACAAAACAAAUAGACCUAAACUUCACAAGCACAAUAACGGAACGUGUAAAAAAAAUGAAUCGGUUAAACAAAAGGACAUUAGAAAACAAACACAUUUGGAUCGUCAGUGGUCAGCAGCAGUAGGUUUUGCUUUCGUUAAAAAAAAUAAAUAUAUAAAUAAACAGCAGUUUUAUUCCAGUAUAUAACACUGCCUAUUGAUACAUGCCAUAACAAUAUUACUUGCUCUUUCAUUUUCACGGCUAUGUGAUUUGCAUCACUCCCAACACACACUUCAGAGCUGAACUUCCAAACUUGGCAGGUAACAGCCGCACCUCAACUCAUGCUAGUUACACUAUUAAACUGUGAAUAUGCCUAUUCAUUUUGACUCAGUAACCUUAGUAGUUAUAAUGUAUGAGGUUACUACUACAAGAAAAACAUCCAUUAAAGUGUGAGAGUAUUUUUGACAACUUGCCAAUAUUUACAUCAUAAACAUCCGUCCAUCAUGUGUACAAAUCCUACUAGUGUACGUGUGUAUUUAAAAAACAAAAAAACAAACAUGAAAUGCAUCUGAGGCGCUCUUGCUCAUCUAAUGCUAACUGAUUGAUAAAUGAAUCAAAAUAAUGUGUUAUGACGUAUCUGUAAAUAAUGAACGAUGAAAAAAAAAAAAUUCGCUGGAGACUUGCUGUUCAACCACAGUCUGGCGUGAAAUUUAUCCAGCCUCUCCAUCUUCCUCACUAAGAGUGUGUGUGAGCUGGGCUUCCUGUGCUCUGGUGAAUGCAGCCAUGCAUCUCUAAGCUGCUGCUCUAAACUGACAGUUGCUCACACUGACAGCCAAAUCCCGCUGCUGCCCUCGUCCAUCCUCAGCACCAGCUUUCUCAUCCAUUCUUUUUGCUUCCUGCGGUGUGGACAACUGAAUAUCUCUAAUCCAGACGCUCUGUAUGCAUACAUCUAUGUUGUGACAGGCUUCUGCAGGUUACAGUUGCUCUCCUGCAGCAGGUACAAAUCCAAGUGUGUUUCAGGAGCACCGAUUUGAGCACAUCCACAGACCACACUAGCGGUCCUGAGCACAGAUGUGAAUUACAAAUUCUUUUAUGUGACUGCACAAUGCAGGGUGGUUUUAAUGAUAUUUUACCUCAUCUACCAUUGCUAUCAUUGUUAUUAUUAUUUGUUAGAAUAAAUGUGAAAUUUAUUUCUUGAUCAUACAUGUUAUAGAACACUGACUUGAAUCACAUUUAAAGGGUCCUUGUUUUUUUCUUUUUUCUGUUGUCAGUGGUCCAUUCUGUUUUUUAAAAUAACUGUAACGACUGGAAUAGCUGAAUUGUGUUCAUUUACAAUUAUUAUUUUCCCACCUAAGCAGCUCCAGUCUUAUAUAAGGACUGCUUUUUAAAAGUGGGUUAACAGGUCAGCCUAGGUGUAGUUACAUUAUAGCGGCUGGUUAAUUAACAAAACCACUAUUCUCAUGUCCAAAGAGACUGAAGGACACAGUUGCGCUAGAGGAUGCUAGACUGCGUCUGAAUCCUUAUUUUAGCACAAAGUUCUUUAAAGCGUCAAUGUUCAAUGUUAGAUUGUUUACUGUAACUGAUGAAUCAUAACCAGAACUGCUGUAAGAUUGUGUCUGCAUAUAAAUGCCUAUCAGUCUGUAUUUUAUUAUGCAUGCUGGUUUAAAUAAAUUGGUCAUUUGCAUUAUAUGAUGUCUGA